UUCCCAUCCCACACGGUAGCUUUUCUCUAGGGUUUGUUCGUUGGUUUCCAAAUCGAACCGAAUCCAUGGCUGAAGAGAGAUUCACUGGCGUCGUGCAGUGGUUCAACAAUGGCAAAGGCUUUGGCUUCAUCAAACCCGACGAUGGCGGCGAGGACCUCUUCGUUCACCAAUCCUCAAUCAGAUCCGACGGCUACCGCACCCUGCUAGAAGGCGAUCGCGUCGAGUUCUCUAUCGCCACCGGCGAUAACGACAAGACCAAAGCCGUCGACGUUACCGGCGUCGACGGCGCCCCUCUCCACUCCCGCAACGCCGCCGGAAAUCGCUCCUCCGGCUACGGAUUCGGCGCCAGGCGCAAUGGCUCUGGCGGCGGAGCCGCCUGUUACCAGUGCGGUGAUUUCGGCCAUCUCGCUAGGGAUUGCAACCGGAGCAACAAUUCCGGCGGUGGGGGUGGCGGCGCAUGUUUCAAUUGCGGCGGGUUUGGCCACCUCGCGAGGGAUUGCGUGCGCGGAAGCAAUACCGGAGGCGGUAGCGCCGGCGGCGGAAGCGGAUCUUGCUUUCGGUGUGGCGGAUAUGGACACAUGGCGAGGGAUUGCGCCACUGCGAAGGGUGGUAGCUCUGGUGGCGGCGGUGCUGGUGGCGGUUGCUUUCGUUGCGGAGAGGUUGGUCACUUGGCUAGGGAUUGCAGCAUUGAUGGUGGGAGGUAUGGUGGUGGUAACAGUGGCGGGGGUGCUAAUGCUGGAAAAAGCACGUGCUUUAAUUGUGGGAAGCCUGGGCAUUUUGCGAGGGAGUGCGUUGAAGCCUCUGGGUGAAGUGAAGUGAAGAGGGUUACGUUUUGCGAAGGGAAAAAAGGUGGAAUAGUACAUAUUCUCUUUUUUGCACCUUUUAACAGUUAUUAUUAACUUGUUAGUCUCUCUUAUUCUUCUAAUUUCGGGGAAGUUUAUACAUAUGGCAAAGAUUGUGGUUUUGGUUUCUUUCUUUUUUUUCACCAUGUUACUGCUUCGCAGGCAAUUUUGCCUUCUCUUGUGGUUCCUUUAAUUAGUUAUUACAGCCUGAUAGACCUUGUUUCUGGUUAAUAGUCUCUGCCUUUCUCGCUACAAAAUUGUUGAGACUUUAUAUUUUGAUUUAUUGUCUGAAAGGUUCAUGUGAUCAUGGUUUUUAAGCUUAAUGUGGAAAUUGGAUUUCAUUAGAGUGAAGUUCUUGAUAGAUUGUGGAGUGUUCGUUCCGCUUUUUGUAGUGGGCAAGUUGUAAGCAGAAUUCAUGUGGAUUUUGAAGAUGCAUGCUUUGUGUACUUGGUCUUGAUUGAUUCUUUUGAACAUUAGUUGGAAUUUUGACUUGAAACAAUGGGAACAAAGGUUCAUGGAAGAAGAUUAAUGAUUGUGUUUUGUCCUCUGGAAAUUCCCCUUCUGAUGAGUGAUGGAAACAUGAGAAGUGGAGAUUCACAUAGUUGUAAAUCUACUACUUAUUUCCCACCCUGUGUGACCUUUUUAAGCUUGCCUUCUAUUUCACUUCAUGUCUGUAUUUAAUAUAAAUCUCACUGGGAUGACUGUUGCUUGGGCACACCUAUCAUACCCUGGAACACACUGAACAUGUUGGUGGCCCAUGGCUUAGCUAGACGGCUGUUAAGUUCUAGGAAAUCAUUUGAGCUUCUGUAGUGAGAUGAUGAUUCAGCUCUUAUGAACAUAUUACUAGAUUUGGAUUUUUGCACCACUUCAA
Messenger RNA from Abrus precatorius (Indian licorice), 1713 nucleotides. RefSeq names its product cold shock domain-containing protein 3. Gene Ontology annotation, molecular function: zinc ion binding; nucleic acid binding. The record is from RefSeq and is a predicted model, not a curated record. The coding region runs from base 66 to 809 and encodes 247 amino acids. NCBI's taxonomy places the organism in Eukaryota, Viridiplantae, Streptophyta, Magnoliopsida, Fabales, Fabaceae. The transcript has a single exon.